ACUUAUUAUAUUGAGAUAAUUGAAAUAUUCUAAUAGAAUAAUUUAGGACUUUGCUACGGUGACUUGCAAGUCACCAUGAUUUGGACAAAAUGGUCCAACUCUUCAUUAAUAUGGUCGAUCAGAUGUACUAUUUUCCAUUUUUCUAUGUUCAACAAACAAUCGACCUUUUCCACUAAAAGGUCGGCCACUUUACAAGUAAACAGUCUAUCACUUUCAUCAAGUGGUCUACUUCUUUCAUCAAGCGGUCCACUGCUUUUAAUAACCGGUCGACUGGAUGAACCAUUGCUAGUGAUAUAAUCAUAAAUAAUUAGAGUAAAAUAAUAAUAGAUAUGCUUGCUAGUAAGAGAUUUAAAAUUAGUACAAAGGCUCAAGCAUAGAUGACAAGUUUCUCGAAUAAUUAUUCUCCCGUAGAUUUGGAAAAUGCUCUGCAUAUUUAUUUCUUAUAUUUGACUUUUUUUUUGACGAAACGAUCCCUUGCAUUAAACAAGAAUACAAAGUUACACAUGACCUAGCUCCUGUCGAAGCCAGGCACAAAAAUCGAAACCAUUACAGCACGUAGGAAACAAAGACAGGGCCUUCUUAGCCACCAAAUGGGCUACCCUAUUGUUUUGCCUACCCAAAAACCUAAUAUGAAACCCAGGAUGUGCGGACAGAAGAUGGCGAAUUUCUUCAAAUAUUGCCCCACCAGCAGCAUCAGAGAUGCUCCCUGCGUUGACCUUGUCAAUGACAACCUUUGCAUCCCCUUCCAUCCAUAUAGCCUCAAACCCAAGGUGGCGACACCACCUGAUAGCUCUGCCAACAUGGGGUUCAUAAGGCCAUUAUACGUGGAUAACUCUGCCAACAUGGGGUUCAUAAGGCCAUUAUGCAUCACACCCUUUGCUGCCAGCACCAUACCCGCUGCAUCGCGCAAAACCAUUCCACCUGCUGCAUGGGACCCCUCACGGACUGCUCCAUCAAAGGAACAUAUAAUUCCUCCCAACGAAUCCCCCUGACCAAUAGGCAAGACCAUAGUCGGCGCCAUAACGGGAACAACACCAUCCCUCCUCACAUAGUGCGGAACCUGCAACCACUCAUUUACCUGAAAGUGGAACUCCUGUCUUAGGAUAGAUGGAAGGGUCUGUUGCCCCUCAAAAGCCACCGAGUUCCGACCCUUCCAGAUUCUCCAUAACAGGCACACCAACCGAACACACGAGAAGGCGAAGCAUCGCGUUCCAGAAAUCGUCGGAAAAAAUCUCAAAACACCCAGUAGGGAGUAUCUCUAACUCUGCAGCCAGACCCGCAGCCUCCCAAAGUCCUCGCGCUACGGGGCACUACAAGAAAAGAUGCUUAGUAGU
Linum trigynum is the source of this 1334-nucleotide messenger RNA. NCBI's taxonomy places the organism in Eukaryota, Viridiplantae, Streptophyta, Magnoliopsida, Malpighiales, Linaceae. The record is from the annotation of a GenBank genome assembly.